Nerophis lumbriciformis (worm pipefish) is the source of this 1317-nucleotide messenger RNA. The record is from RefSeq and is a predicted model, not a curated record. Lineage: Eukaryota; Metazoa; Chordata; Actinopteri; Syngnathiformes; Syngnathidae.
GAUCUUCAGCCACAAGAGGAGUUUAGGGAACCUCCGACAAGGAUGACAAAAAAACAGACCCUCACCUUAAUAUCCAUGGCGUCCGUCAACUUCAGCUCCAUGAUCUGCUACUCUAUACUGGGGCCCUUCUUUCCCGUUGAGGCAGAAAAGAAAGGCGCAACCCAGACAGUGGUGGGCGUCAUAUUCGGCUGCUACGCUGUAAGCAAUUUGAUUGGCUCGUUGAUCCUGGGCCGAUAUAUCGUGCAAAUCGGCGCAAAGUUGAUGCUCAUCACAGGACUUUUUGUGUCAUCUGGCUGCACCAUUCUCUUUGGGCUGCUGGACAGAGUUCCUGCCGGUCCUGUUUUCAUUGCCUUGUGUAUCAUCGUGAGGUCUGUGGAUGCCGUCGGCUUUGCUGCCGCCAUGACUUCUUCUUUUGCCCUCUCAGCAAAAGUAUUCCCAAACAAUGUGGCCACUGUCUUGGGAAGUUUGGAAGUGUUUACAGGCCUGGGCCUCAUCCUGGGACCACCCGUAGGAGGUUGGUUCUACCAGUCCUUUGGAUACGAGGUUCCCUUCAUGGUGCUCGGCUGUUUCCUUUUGAUUAUGGUACCACUCAACAUCUACAUCCUUCCCUCCAUUGAUGCCGCAGCCUCAAAGAGUUCCUUCUUCAGUCUUCUCAAAAAUAUUCAAAUCAUCCUGCUCUGCUACGUCAUCUUCACCCUAAGUUCAGGUCUGGGUUUCCUGGAUGCAACGUUGUCCCUGUACGCCGUGGAACAGUUCAAACUGUCCACCGGCUACGUGGGUCUGAUCAUGCUGGGUUUGUCCUUCCCAUACUCCCUGGGGUCUCCAUUAAUGGGCUUUUUCACUGAUAAAUACCCUGCGUCCAGGAGCUGGUUCAUGGUGAUCGGGGGCACUGCCACAGCUUUUGGCUUCAUGUUCCUGGGACCUGUCCCUUUCCUUAACUUACCAAGACAACUCUGGCUGCUGGUCUUCAUGCUGGGAGUAAUUGGCUUUUCCCUGGCCAUGACUGCCAUCCCCAUUUUCCCUGAGGUCAUCAAAUGUGCCUACGACAAUGGCUACGAGGAGGGACUGAGCACUCUGGGAAUGGUGUCAGGGUUGUUUGGAGCAGUGUGGUCCACAGGGAUGUUUUACGGGCCCACCAUGGGUGGCUUCAUCACGCAGCGUUUAAGCUUCGAGUGGGCAGCUGCCAUCCAAGGAGGCCUGGCUUUCAUCGGUGCUUUCCUCCUGGCGCUGUAUUAUGUCGCGCAUCAGGCAACACCGCAAAGGCUUCCAGAUAAGAGGCAACAAAAUGACGAAACUCUUCCACUCCUGGAUGAAUAA